Astyanax mexicanus (Mexican tetra) is the source of this 7871-nucleotide messenger RNA. Its product is annotated as golgin subfamily A member 6-like protein 6. Lineage: Eukaryota; Metazoa; Chordata; Actinopteri; Characiformes; Acestrorhamphidae. Gene Ontology annotation, molecular function: protein binding; peptidyl-prolyl cis-trans isomerase activity. Bases 1640 to 4138 code for a protein of 832 amino acids. The record is from RefSeq and is a predicted model, not a curated record. The transcript has 8 exons.
UAUUGGCUGUUACAAGCUCUGGGGAAAAAAUAAGAGACCAACUAAAAAUGAUGAGUUUCUUUGAUUUUACCAAAUUAAAAACCUCUGGAAUAUAAUCAAGAGGAAGAUGGAUGAUCACAAACCAUCAAACCACCAAACUGAACUGCUUGAAUUUUUGUACCAGGAGUAAAGCAGCAUAAAGUUAUCCAAAAGCAGUGUGUAAGACUGGUGGAGGAGAACAUGAUGCCAAGACACAUGAAAACUGUGAUUAAAAACAGGGUUAUUCCACCAAAUAUUGAAUAUUUCUGAACUCUUAAAACUUUAUGAAUAUGAACUUGUUUUUAAAAGCUCUGCAUUUGUUCGUAGUUUCAGCUAUUAUUACAGUAUUUUUAUUUGGAAUUUGGGAGGAAUGUUGUCUGUAGUUUAUAGAAUAAAACAACAAUGUUCAUUUUACUCAAACAUAAACCUAUAAAUAACAAAAUCAGAGAAACUGAUUCAGAAACUGAAGUGCUCUCUUUUAUUAUUUCCAGGGCUUGAUUUAUGUUUGCCUCUCCCUAAUCAAAAACACUACUUACCUUCUUAAUUACUGCUGUUUUAACAGACAUACAGGGGGUUGGACAAUGAAACUGAAACACCUGGUUUUAGAGCACAAUAAUUGAUUGUGGUGACGGACAGUUCUGGUGGAAACAGGAGAGUUGAGCUGCACAUUGAAUUCUGCGUGAUUUGAUCAGCCGUGGUUUUAUGUUUUUUAUUGGAUACAAUCCGGGUUAGCACCCGAACAUCCCUUUCAGACAGCUUCCUCUUACAGCGUCCACAGUUAAUCCUGUUGGAUGUGGUUGGUUCUUCUUGGUGGUAUGCUGACAUUACCCUGGAUGCCGUGGCUCUUGAUGCAUCACAAAGACUUGCUGUCUUGGUCACAGAUGCUCCAGCAAGACGUGCACCAACAAUUUGUCCUCUUUUGAACUCUGGUAUGUCUCCCAUAAUGUUGUGUGCAUUGCAGUAUUUAGAACCUUCGCACUCUUCACGCUCUUACUGGUGCCAUGUGCAAUUAAUGAUUGAUUAAACAUUAACCACCAGGCUGCUCCAGUUUAGCCAUGAAACCUCCCACACUAAAAUGAUGACGGGUGUUUCAGUUUCAUUGUCCAACCCCUGUAUCUUAGUAGAGCUGGCAUGUUCUCAGCAUCCAUAUUACAUCUCUUGACCUGAAGCCACCCCCCUCCAUAAGUCCUGGACGUCAUCUGCUCUUCUAGAAUCUUAGCUUUCCAGAAGAAUCUUAACCUCUCCUCCAUCCUGAGUUCAGGCCUUUGGUCACCGGGCCCGGCGCUUCUUCUUCCAGAGGAUUAUUCUGAAGACUCUGAGGCGGGUGGAGGAUUAGCCCAGGCAGAUUAAAGUGGCCAUCCUCAACCUGCUAAUCCCACCAUCUGUCAGAAAGCAGGCCAGGCUCACCGGAGCUGCCCCACGCCAGCCAGCCAGCCAGCGCCUUCUACAGCCCCUUAAUUAACAGAGUGCAGAGGACUUAACUCUCUCUCUCUCUCUUUUUCUCUCCUUCUCUUUCUGUUCCCUCACUUUUUCCCCCUCUCUCCCACACUUAGACCAAAGCACCAGUCAACGUUCUCAUCGUCUACAAGAACUACUUUGUCCAAAAUCUUCAAAAAAAAAAAUGGAGGAAACGUAUCUACUCAACCAUCCCGGAGUGAAGAAGAAGAUCCUGAGUGGAGGCCGAGGUCCUCUUCCUCACUUCCCAAACGGAACAAAGCUGGUUUUCCACUAUCAGACGCUGCUGGAUAACUUCGAGAGGACGGUGAUUGACGACAGUCGCAGAAAUAAGCAGCCCACUGAGAUCUUUGUGGGGAAGAUGUUUAAGAUGGAGGUGUGGGAGGUGCUCCUGACCUCCAUGAGGGUCGGCGAGGUGGCCGAGUUCUGGUGUGACGCCAUCCACACAGGUUUGUACCCCAUCGUGUCUAAAGGAAUGCGGUUGGCCGCUCAGGGUAAAGACCCUCUGGAGGGGCAGAAGCACAUGUGUGGGAUGGGCAACGUGUUCACCUACCACUCCACCGGCUUCCCCGAGCUGGAUGAGCUGAUGAGGGAGCCGCAGCCGCUAAUCUUCAUCAUGGAGCUAAUCUCGGUGGGCGACCCUCUCUCGUACCACCGCGAGUCCUGGCUGAUGGAGAAGGAUGAGAAGAUGCAGGUGGUUCCUGCUCUCCAUCUGCAGGGUAAUCAGCUGGUGCGGCAGGGCCGGUACCGCGAGGCCUCCGAGAAAUAUAAGGAGGCCGUGCUGCUGCUCCGGGUGGUGCAGUCCAGGGAGAUGCCGGGGGACGAGGACUAUAUUCACCUGGGGAAGCUCAUCAUUCCUCUGGUUCUGAAUUACUGUCAGUGCAUGCUGGAGCUGGAGGAAUACUACGAGGUGAUCCAGCAUGCCUCCGAACUCAUAGACAAACACAAAGACUGUGUGAAAGCGUACUAUAAGCGCGCGAAAGCGUACGCCGCCGUGUGGAGCGAGAGAGAGGCCAAGAAGGACUUCCUGAUGGUGUCCAGCCUGGACGUGACGCUGGCCAGACUGGUCCACAGAGAGUUACAGCAGCUCUCUGAGAGAAUGAAGGAGAAGUACUGGGAGGAUAAGGAGCGCUACUGGAACAUGCUGGAGGAGAAGAAGAGCGGAGAGAAGGAGGAGGAGGAGGAGAAGGAGGAGGAAGAGGAGGAGAAACAGGAAGCUGAAGGUCCGACUGAGAGAGAGGAAGAACCUGGAGAGAAUCUGAGUGAGAACACUCAGGUAUCUCCUCAGCAGGAGGACGGAGAGGAGACGACCUGUGAGGAGAAGAGCCCAGCGGCUGCUGAGGAAGAGCCGAGGGCGGAGGAGCCGAGGACGGAGGAGCCGAGGACGGAGGUGGAGGAGAGAAUGGCGGCGCUGAUCGAGGGUAAAGACCGGCAGCAGAUGUUGAGGAUGAUCAUGCUGCUCCAGGAUGAAGGAAGUUUCCAUAUUAAAGAGAGGAACUUUGAGGUGGCCAUGACUAAAUUUAAAGAGGCGCUGGAUUAUGUGGACUAUAUUCAGACCAAGGAAGUGGAAUAUAAAGGUGAGGACUGGGAAUCUCUGGAGAAAGUUCGGCUGCCGCUCACUCUGAACCUCAGUCAGUGCCGGCUGGAGCUCGGGGAACAUCAGGAGGUGAUCCACCUCAACAGCAAACUGCUGAAGAACCAUAAAGACAAUCUGAAAGCCUUCUAUCAGCGAGCUCGGGCUCACUCGGCCUUGUGUAACGAGGAAGAGGCUCGGCGGGACUUCGACAAAGUUGUGCGUCUUGAUCCCAAGUUUAAGCCCAUCGUGCAGCACGAGCUGAAGAGGCUCGGGAAGACUCUACGGACCAAGCAUGCCCGCGAGAAGAAGAACUACUGGGCCAGCAGUCAGGAGAAGUGGGAGAAGAAGGCCCUGGUGAAGAGGCAAAGCAAGGUCGAAAAGAAGAAGGAGGUAAAAUGGGCUGACGAGAGCAAAACUGCCGGCGAGAGCUCGGCGGUGCUGGUCAAGGAUAUCUGUGGACGAGCUGAAUUUGCUGAAACGUCCGAAACUACCAACUCUGACAAAGCAGAGGAAACCAGCUCCAACCUGCCAAACGAUGAAGAAGAAUCGGACAAGAAGACAAAAUGCUUCAAUACCGAAAAUACUAACCUCCAGGGGACGGGAGAAGCAGAUGUGAAUAAGCCUGUGGAUGAGGACAGGCAUUCAGACCAACCUAAAGACGGCAGCGACGCCGAUCUGAACGAUACGGUACAGAAAUCGCCCACAGACACCGUCAACGUCAAAGAGGUCGAUGAAGUCAACAAAGACUUUCAGACACUUGCACAGGCUGAUGAAGAGGCUGAUAAAAACAGCAACACAAGCCAAGCAAAGAGCACCAAUGAUGUUAAAGAAGAGUCCAUUAAACCAAGAGGUACCAAGAAACCAGGCUCUUCUGGUGGUGCAAAGGGAGUAGCACCACUAACAGCAGGACUGGCUCAACCAAUCAACAGGCCUGGAAGCGCUGGAACCAAGAAAUGCAAGACGACACAAGGAAAGAGCACAAGCGUGAAAACGCCUUCUAAAGAAGCUUCAGCUACCUCUAGUGCUACGUCCAGAGCACCGGCUGCAAAAUCCACCACUGCCAAAAACGUAAAACGCAAACCUAAAUAAAGUUGGACGUAGACUGAGCGUAGGUUGGACUAAUGUACCAGUGGUAGGAUUGUAGUUUUCCAUGACUUUUGCCAUAUCCUAAGGUAAAAGGUAAAAAUAAAAGUGUCUACUGCAUUCAAUCUAGAUAUGACUGUAAAUUUGCUUUUCUCUUCACAUGGGCAAUUCAAGCCAGACACUGCCGGUCACAAUCAUUGAUUAGAUGUAUUGGGAAUCACAAUUUGUAAUUUAUAUAUAUUUUUUUGUUUUUCUACAUUGUAAAUGAAUACUAAAGUCAUCCUGACUAUGAAGGAACACAUAAGGAAUCAUGUAGCAAUUUAAAAGUGUUAAACAAACCAAAAUACUCUUAACUAAAAUUAUCUGGGGAGCUGUUUGUUAACUUUUGGUUUUUGAGGCUGGUAACUCUGACAAACUUAUGCUGUACAACAGAGGAACUCUUGCUCUUCCUUUCCUGUGGCAGUCCUGAUGAAAGCCAGUUUUAUCAUGCACUUAAGGAUACUUUCAAAAUUCUUGUUUUUUUUUUUUUAACUUUUCUUUAUUUAGUUGAGUAUUUCUUGCUUCUCAUAAUCUGGAUUAGAACAUUACUCAAAUAUUCACUAUUCACUGUAUACCUGUAACUCUACCUCUUCACUACUUUACUUUAACUGAUGCUCUCAAACACUUUAUUAAGAGACAAGAAAUUCAAGUAAUUAACUCUUGAUGAGUUCAGCACAGCUGUUAACUGAAAGCCUGAAUUCCAGGAGACUCUACCUCAUAAAACUGACUGCGAAAUUACAGCAGAGAUCUGCAAAACUGAUCUUCUGUAAAAUAUAAAACAUAUUCUGGCUUGUUUAACACUUUUUUUCUUUACUGAAAUAAUUACAUAUGUUUUUCUUUAUAAUUUGGACAACUUAAACUAGGUUUUAGACUGGAACAUUGUUAGUAUUGAUACCGAACCACGAAACAUGAUAUGUAAUAUCAUGAUGCUGCAGUAAAUAAAUACUUUACCUACCCUAAAACCUCUACGCCAUGCUCUACACUAUGAUAAUGAUGAAUUAUAUGAUAUACAGCAUUCCCAUGUAUUAAUUAACAUCACUUACAAGAUGACGCAUCACAUAAUGAUCCAUUUACACACUGUGGUCCCAUGACUCGUCAUUGGCACGUCGGUGUAUUUGCAUAAUCUCAGGGAUGUACAUACGAAUACAGUAUCCUGGAGCUCUCAAUCAGGAACGACAGACGUACAGCUGUAUAACAAAUACAAAUUUAUUUCUUUGUACACAAUGAGUAGAAAGCAGCCAGUAACUUAUUCAUUUUUAAAAAGCUUUUCCUUUCACAAACAUUUUUAUAUAAAUUAAAAACAAGGGAAACAAACAGAUCAUGUAUUAUGGAUGUAUGUAUUAAGGGGAAACAAAAAGAAAUCAUUGGAAUAAAGGUGCAUUACAAAUCGAUAAACACUCGAACGCUUUAGAAGAACGUGUGUAAUUAUCGGGAAAACGAUGAUGAGACGACGCAGGACGAAUGUAAGUAAUGUCACAGGUUAAAGAGGUUAAAUCAAUGCCCAGAACGAGGCGGCCGACCACAGGCCAGCGCAGGAGUCGUGACCUGCAGGUCUGCUACUUUCAAAACCAAAAUAAUGAGCAGGGUCAUUAGUGGAGCUAAAAACAGCACGUACAGCCCUUAGCGACCGCGCGUACUACCGCGUCAACCCGAGACCGUACACCACUUUAGUCAUGCUACACAUCCCAGAGGCUACGGCCACCCGCGCCGACCCACUGAGAUUCGUUAAAUCCUGUUUUAUAAAUGACUCAAAAAAGCUUCUGCGGUGAGGAGCUCGACUUUAGCUUUGAGGUUCAGCUCGAGGAAAGAUCAUCGUUUGAUACGUCUGGAAUCGUCUGGAGUUUUAGGGCACACGUACGUAUCUAGGCCUGUCACGAUAAUGCCAUAAUAUGAUAAAACCAUGAUGCACUGAUGCGAUAAUAAGAACAAUACUUAUUGUUAACUUCAAUAAUGGCCAUUAUAUUUAAAUGAGCUGGUAUGCUCAAAGAUCACUUCCUAAAAUAAUCGCCUAAUUGAUCACUCUGAUCACCCUCAGCUGAUCAGAUUAUUUGAUUCUACCUCUUUAUGAUAAUUUUCUAUGUUUUGAAAUUGUGAUUAAUCUUAAGACUUUCAAUUUUUAACUCAAACUUUUACAAAAAGUUUUAUGAAACCAUUUUACCCAAUUAGAACAAUGGAGAAUGAAGAUAUAACCCUGCGUUCACACUGGCUGGCGACAAGUCCCUCGCAUUGCCCCGAGUUUGUCAGCUUUCCAGGUAAUGUUUGGCCAGGUAGCACGGACGUUAAUGUAGCAAGUUACAUAGGGAGUCAUCAGCUGCGUUCGUUAACUCUUCAUUCAUUUAAUUCCUGGAAUAAUCAGUGGUUAUAAUCCUGCUCUGUUGUGUUCAGAACCGUUCACACUGCUGAGGAAGCUUUACAGAGGAGAAGGUUGAGAUCUCGAACCCUGUGUCUGUAAAAUUGGUUUAAAGAAAUUGUUCUGCCUAUAAGUGUACAAUCUUGAUUCACCAUGUCAAAAUUAAUUUGCAUACAGUUGAAAAUCUCAACUCUGUCGCUUGGAGCUUUGCUGCUCUGUGUCUGGAUGCUUGGGUGAUUGGUUGCUCUGCACUUCGGUGCACUUGACGCUUAGUGUUCGAUAUUAUGAUGCUUUGGCGCUCUAUCUUUUAACACUUACGCUGUCAUCUGAUGCUUUGGCGUUCUAUCACUUAACACUCUGUUGCCUUGGCGCUCUAUCACUUGAAGCUCUGUUGCCUGAUGUUUUGGCGCUCCGUUGUUUUGGCGCUCUGUCACUUAAGGUUUUGAGGCUCGAUGCUCUGUCACUUUGGCGCUUUAUCAUCUGACACUGUCGCCUGAUGCUUUGGCGCUCUGUCGCUUAACGCUUUAACGCAUGAUGCUCUGUCGCUUUGCCAUUCUAACAGUUGACACUCUCUUGCCUGAUGCUUUGGCGCUCUAUCGUUGACGCUGUCACCUGCUGCUGUGGCACUCUGUCGAUUAAUGCUCUGUUGUUUUGGUGCUCUAUCACUUGACGCACUGUUGCCUGAUGUUUUGGCGCUCUGUUGUUUGCACGCUUUGGCGUUCGAAGCUGAGUCGCUUUGGCGCUCUAUCGCUUGUUACUCAACACUUUUGCGGUCUGUCGCUUGACACUCAGCCGCUCGGCACUCGCUUGAUGCUUUGCUGCUCUGCUACUUGGCACGGCUACAAAUCGGGCCCUCCUAUUGGAAAUAAGUUGUGACCUGUCGCUCUUUCACCUGCCAGUGUGUGAACACAGGGUAACACCCCUAUUAUCUAGCAAAACCAAAAAAUGAACCCCCUUUACAAAAUAAAAUUCAAAAUCGUUUUUGAGAAUCGGUACAGUAUUGCAAAACUAAAUAUUGCACACCUGUAGUCAACAUCACUAGUUAUCGUGACAGGCCUGUGUGUAUCAUAGCAUAGCGUGUUUAUUUAAAAAAAAAAAAAAAAAACGUGACACAUUAAUGUAAAUUAUUUGCUACCAUGUCCGAUGUUCAUUUCUGAAAUCAAAGAGUACAGUAUGUCAUUUCCUGUGCCAGUCUGCUUCAGGACAGUAAUAUAAAAGUAUGAAUCUGUUUGAAUUAUUACUACUAUUACGACCACAGAUAGAAAAAAGAAAAAAAAAAGGUAUUUCCUGCAAAUGUAAUGGGAUCUGACGUAUGAAUUAAAUAGAUAAAACAAUAAAUGAUUAAUAAAA